Molecule: messenger RNA, 2141 nt
Organism: Durusdinium trenchii
Lineage: Eukaryota; Dinophyceae; Suessiales; Symbiodiniaceae
Source: the annotation of a GenBank genome assembly
ACAGAAAGUGCCAAUCAGACCAGUGAUACUUAAUUCAUUGUACAGACUCUCGCGGCUCCCAUGUGGUGGCUGCUCUUGUUACAAUUGGCUACAGGUGCACGAGAAGAGGCUUUGCCGGCCAGGCCCCUGUUGGGACCGAAGCCCUUGGUCUUUUGGCACUCGGAUGAGUUGCACUUCCAGGUGCCGCACGACUGGACCCUCCACGGUCCGGUGGGCACGGUCUGCGUGUCGGGCGACGACCGCGUGGGGAAGUCCACCCUCCUGAGUCUUUGGAUCAAAAACCUCACCCAGAACAAGGCCUUCGAGUUUCCGGCGGGUCACGCCCGCACCUCCUUCACCCAAGGUUUGUGGUCUGCCGUGCUUCAUUCAGAGGAGACUCAGCUGGACUUCCACUUGAACCUUUGUGACUCGCAAGGCUUAAAGCAAGUCCCCGAGCUGCAGCAAUGGAGGCUCUUUGCCGCCAAUGUUUUAGUGCCACAGGUCUUGGUUUACAUGUUGAUCAACGUGGUCCAAGUGGAUCAACUCCGAGAUUUGGCUCGUAUGGCGCACCAGUUUCAGAAGCUGGGCAACAACUCUCAGCAGCAUCAGCGCUUCGGACGGCUCUCGCCGCACCUCAUGGUGCUGGUCCGUGAGGAGAGCGACUUAGCCGAACAGGAUGGCCGGAACCUCACGGAUCACCUGGAGCAGGUGCUGAACAGCCCGGGCUACGAGGAAGACAAAGCCUUGAUCCGGCAGGUCUUCCGCACGCGGGAGGCUUGGUCACUUGAGGAGUUGCCCAAAGAGGCACGCCACGCACUCCGUGAGGGCGACUUCACGGCCGAGAGCGCCCGCAGCUGGCGCUGGUCUGGAGAGGCUGCCCUGAAGCAAGUGCUCCUGGCCAUACAGAGGAGGACCCUUCUGCUGCCACAGGGCCCGGAGCUUUGGGAAUGGUAUCGGAGCGUCUUGGCGACGGUGAACAGUGAGGAAGAGACCUCCCUCGAACGGCUCAUAGGCCACGGUGAGCGUUUAGACGUGAUGCGCCGCCGUCGGCGAUGGCUGCAGGAUUGCUUUGGCCGUGUGCUGGCGACCCUUGCAGGUGUUGCGAUCUUGUCAGCGUUCUCCUCCUCCUUGGGUUUGUGCCUGGAUCGAGCUGCAGGGUUGGCCUGGGUCCUCUUGAGCGUUUGCUACCUGGGCGCUUCGCCUUUGUUGAAGAUGCCGAUGCGGGGCCUUGCCGAGAGGGUGUGUGACCAGCUCUACUUGAAGGGUGGUGAAGAGUUGGUGAAAGCCAUCUGUUUGGAGGCCUCGUCCCAAAGUGCGGCCGUGCUCGUGGCCUCGGUCUUGGGCCUCUUGAGCUAUCCGCUCUUCACCGCCCAGCUGCGGUCGCUCCUGAAGCGUAUCCCCCUGCCUUCCCAACUGCACCGGUCCUUUGUGACGCUUUUCCUGGUGCUCUUGGCCCUGCUGCUUUCCAUGCUUCAGGAGGUCCUCAGCGAAGCUGCAACGAGCACUCCUGCGUUUCUAGGUGCCUUCGCUGUGGUCUUUCUGGCCACAUUGUUGGAUGGAAUCACCCUGCUGCAGAAGGUCUUGCACAAUCGCAGCUGCACCACGGCUUCGGCCGUGGGCCGCGGCCUUCACUUUUGGAUUGCUCAGCGUGAUGCUGAAGUGGCAGCAUUGGAGGCAAGUGCUGAUUGGAAGCUUCAUUUCCGUCGGUAUUCCGAGUGUGAUACCCUUUGGAGAUACCGGCGGUUGCCACUCUGGCAAUCUUGGUCUCGAGUGCUCCAGGCCCUGGGAUUGCUCACCUGGUCGUGGCUCAUUUAUCCACAUUGGGAUGUGGUCUUCAUGCUAGGUGCUGCCCUCAACCUGGUUGACCUGUGCGUCACCUGGGCGGUGUGGCUUCGGAAGCGCUUCCAGCCAGGUCGAGAUCCGGUGGAACAAUGGUUGGAGGAGCUUCAAGAGGACAGUGACGAAGAGAAGGAGGAGGAGGAAAUGAUUCAAGACGAGCCACCAAUCCUGCCAGAAACACCCGAGGAGGCCCGGUUGCGGCUGCAGAUCGAAGAGAUGCGUUAGCAAUUUGCAAUGCAUGUCAGGCGCUGGGCUACAACCGACAGAACUGAUUGACCAUUACUUGAAAUUCAGGGCUUUGUGAGAGGGGGCAGAGAGAAAGA